Messenger RNA from Ipomoea nil (Japanese morning glory), 1140 nucleotides. Its product is annotated as random slug protein 5-like. The coding region runs from base 55 to 1008 and encodes 317 amino acids. The transcript is spliced from 5 exons. Lineage: Eukaryota; Viridiplantae; Streptophyta; Magnoliopsida; Solanales; Convolvulaceae. The record is from RefSeq and is a predicted model, not a curated record. Gene Ontology annotation, molecular function: phosphatidylinositol transfer activity.
UAAUAAUUAGCUUCACCCAAGUAAAGUAAGCUGUGUCGUGUCGAGUCGUCUACCAUGGCCUCCUUGAAACUGCGAGCUCCUGCGCCCUGUCUCACUCAAGCAGAUCUGCAAGCAAAAAUAAGUGAGGUCAGGGGGUUGAUCGGUCCUGCCUUGACUAAGUUCCCGACAAUGUCAUCGGACGCGUCGAUAUUAAGGUUUCUGAGAGCUAGGAACUGGAACUCAAAAAAGGCUGCCAAGAUGCUCAAAGAAACCUUGAAAUGGCGGAUGGACUACAAGCCCGAGAUGAUUCGAUGGGAACACAUUGCCCGUGAAGGAGAGACUGGAAAAGUUUACAAAGCCCACUACACUGACAAGAUCGGCCGCACCGUUCUUGUCAUGAGGCCAGGCUUCCAGAAUACAAGCAAGACCGAUGGGCAAAUCAGGUACUUGGUGUACUGCAUGGAGAAUGCAGUACUGGAUCUGAAACCGGGGCAGCAGCAAAUGGUGUGGCUAAUUGAUUUUUGUGGAUGGAACAUGUCCAGCAUUUCAGUUAAGACAACCCAGGAAACAGCCCGUGUCUUACAAAACCGUUACCCUGAGCGCUUGGCCCUUGCUAUUCUUUACAACCCACCAAAGCUCUUCGAGUCCUUCUGGACAAUGGUGAAGCCAUUUCUUGAGCGGAAGACGCACAAGAAAGUGAGAUUCGUGUACGCUGAGAACCCAGAGAGCAGGAAGAUAAUGGAGGAACUGUUCGAGAAAGACAAGUUGGAGGCGGCGUUUGGAGGGAGUUGCGGCACUCAGGGCUUUGACUACAAAACCCACUCCCAGCGCAUGAAAGAGGACGACAAGAAGAUGAUGGACUUCAUCAAAUCCGGCGCCCCUUUGCCGUCCGACCAAAACGUCCAGAACCAGUCGGAACCGCUCAGCCCGGAGUCCCCUUCCGCCGGCUUAUACGAAGACGAUGACGAUGACGACGACUCUUCCGAUGACGACAAUUCCCCCAGCAGCGUCCAGCAUAUACGGUUUUAGAAAUUAGAAAACACAUACAGGAUGAAAAUUCAAUUUUAUAUGAUUCAUCUCACACGUACGUUAACAUAAAAGUAGAAAUUAAAUAUAAUGCACCGCAAUAAAGAGCAUGCAUGAAUGCAUGCAUGCGCCAAC